GAAAACUUGCAAAAGACAGAAAAAAGAGGAAGAGAAAGAACUUGGAAAGUGGAAACCAAAAGAAAGAAGAAGAGAGAAAUCCAAAAACAGAGACAACCGGUUUUUGCUGCUUUGCUGUUUGAGUUUUGGCCGGCGCAAGUGUAUUACCUCAAUUCGGUUUGUGUGUUGCAACAAUGGCUCCUUCCUUUGCUCCAUCCUCAUCAACCCCAAAAUUGACAAAUGAAUAUGAGGUUUUCGUUAGUUUUCGCGGGGCAGAUAACCGCACAGGAUUUACCAGCCAUCUCUUUGCCGCUUUAGACCGCAAAACGAUUCAUGCCUAUAAAGAUGACAUAAACCUUCCUAGAGGGGAAAAGAUUGGGCCUGAGUUGUUCAAGGCAAUUGAGACAUCAAGGAUUGCAGUUGUAGUGUUCUCAAAAAAGUAUGCUACUUCAGAUUGGUGCUUGGAUGAGUUGGUGAAGAUCAUGGAAUGCAAAAGGGUAUUCAAUCAAAGGGUUCUCCCUGUUUUCUACCAUGUGUCUCAACCAGAGGUGCUAGAACAGAAGGGGAAUUUUGCCGAGCUCCGAAAUGGCCCUGAAGACAAGAUGAACGGUUGGAGAGCUGCACUGACGGAGGCCGCAAACUUGGAAGGCUUGCAUUUGGAACCAAAACGGCCAGAGUCAGAGUUUAUAGAGGAAAUUGUUGAGAACAUUUUGAAAAAACUAAAUGAGGAAUCAUCUACUGCUCCAUCCCUUCGUCAGAAUGAUGCUCCCAUUCCGCACAAUGAUGCUUCAUCUGGUCAAAAUACCACUAUUAAUGCUAUUGCUGACUGGACUCCUUUUUUUUUUUUUUUAAAUUUUUUUUCGUGGGUACGCGGUUGUUUACUUCGUGUGCCGUAAGACUUUUUUUCCCGUGCAAAGAAUUAUUCAAUUCCCUGUCAGGUUGGUAGGAGUCAGUGGUCCCGUUUUCAAGCUGAGUUGUUGGUCUUCAACUGGUACAAACAAGUCGAAUCGUCCCUUCACCGCUAUUUCCAAGUAAGGAUUGCAAGUGCAAAUCUUCGCUGGCUUUCAUUAUCUUUCUUUUUGUCUUUCCGUGGGUCCAACGUUGUAAUCUUCUCUUAUCUUUUUUUCUUCUUCUGUUUUUAGUCUUUUCCAUUCCGCGUUUAUCGCCAUUGCUCACUGUCAUCUUCUUUUUGCUAAAUCUUGAUUUUCGUUCUAUUUACCAAAUUUCUCCUUCUUUUCCUUCGCUUCCUGAAACAUUCUCUGUCUGCAUUACUCUGUUUUUUCAUCUGUCCUUUUGUGUCACCUUGAUCCGUGUUUACAUUAACCGGGUUUUUUUUUUUUUUUUUUGGCUAUUGCUAUUGUUCCUAAUUCAGAGGGGGCCAGUGCAACAGCAAAUAGCGAUUCUCUCUUUGAUUAGCUCAAGAAAGAUAGGUUCAUGGAAAAGGCGAGCAGGGGAUCACAAUUGGUUAGCCUGAUAUUUGUUAAAAGAACUUGUAAUUCUUGAGUAUGAUUGCAUAAUUGGUGUUUGGUUAGAGAGGAAUUGUCCUCUUAAUUGGUAUCUUUAGUAGAUGUUUAAAAAAAUAGCUCAUUUGCUGGAGUGA
Quercus robur (English oak) is the source of this 1579-nucleotide messenger RNA. Its product is annotated as disease resistance protein RPV1-like. Gene Ontology annotation, biological process: signal transduction. The transcript has 2 exons. Bases 174 to 875 code for a protein of 233 amino acids. NCBI's taxonomy places the organism in Eukaryota, Viridiplantae, Streptophyta, Magnoliopsida, Fagales, Fagaceae. The record is from RefSeq and is a predicted model, not a curated record.